CACACACACAGCUACAGGCUCACAACAGAGCCAGAUCACUGAGUGUCUGUCUGCAGCAGAGGCGCUCCGGCAGCUCAGAUCUGCUCGGAAGCCAAACAUUAGAAACGGAUUUCGGACUUUUUAUUUGGUUUUACGCGAAACUUUCGCCUUCCUUCUUCGCCUCAGCUCUCUCCUCCGCCUGCUGUGGAUUUCUACCAACCAUCUUCUGCUAUCGGAGAGCCGCCAGAGCUCGUUCCGGGAUCGGUUCCGCUGUCACCGGGCUGCUGCAGUUGUCAUUCUACCCACACUGAAGUGGCAGAUUGUGGACCUGAUGAUUCGGACUAGAGGACAAACGGCUCCACAGGGAUGGCGCCAUAAGGACACUUCCUGUCAAGACUUCUGUUAACAGCUCAAACAGGUCGGGGGGAACCAGCAGGCAUUUUGAAGAACAUUGAAAACCUUUUGAAACUACAGAGGAGUUCUGCGAGCAUCGUUCCAGAAAGAAAAGCUGAUCACUGAAGGAUUCUGCUGUGAUUGGGAACGAAGAGCAAUGCACAACAAAGUUGUUGAUAAAACAGUAUGUGAAAAGAUAGCGUGCAUCUCCGAUGUUAUCUAUGAAAACUCACCCUCCAGAUUCCUGUUUUGACUCGGACUCUCCAAUCAGUCUUGUUCAGAGAUGGAUGCGCCCUUUUCUAUUCGUUUAAAUGUGUUAGCAACCCUAACAUGCUAGGUUGCUCUGGGACCUUUUAAACCCUUCAGUACUUUACCUCUUACUACCCAAAAGUCCCUCCUGUGCUCUCUUUAUAAACUGUGGAGGAGAUCCACGAAGAUGGAGGCUCGGCAAGCAGCUGCCCAUGGGCAAAAAUGCUUGACCAAGGAAAUAGUGAAGGAGAAGGCACCUCUGGAAAGAAAGUGGGCAUCUGAGCCAACUGCAAACACCAAACAAAGCACUUUUACUGAUCCCGAGGUUAAACAUCGAGAGAGUUUACCAUGCGGUGCAAUAGGAGGAUCAGCACCCCAUCGAAAGUAUGGGAUACCGGGAAAUUCUGCAAAGCUGCUCUCUGGAUCUUCUGCAGUUGGGGCAAUAGGGGGUCCACCGUCCCAAGACCCCCACGGACCUUUCGCACAAGGUUUUCAAAGAGGAUACUUCCAUCUGGCCCAGCCCUACCCUCAACAUCCCCAAACUGAACGCUUCGUCUCAGGAGCUAAACCACAGCCCGGACUAGAGCCUCAUGCCUGGCCAUUUGUUGGCCAGUUGCCCUCGGAUGACUUAUACCCUGUAGGACACCCAGGUCAUACUCACCCACAUGGGGGAGGGAGGUUUCCCAGGCAAAAAUCUCCCAGUUUACCAAGCUCAUUUGGACAGUACCAUUCAGGCUCUGAGCCUGGGGAGGAGGGCUAUGGCAAAAAAGAGCAAAAGCCAAAAAAGCCCGGGAAGUACCUCUGCCCUUACUGUAACAGAGCAUGUGCCAAACCCAGUGUCCUGAAGAAGCACAUUCGCUCGCAUACUGGAGAGAGGCCAUAUCCUUGCAUACCUUGUGGCUUUUCCUUUAAAACCAAAAGCAACCUUUACAAGCAUCGCAAGUCUCAUGCUCAUGCCAUUAAAGCUGGACUUGUACCAUUUUCAUCUGAGCCAUCAGUGGCCCCAAGUGGGGAUGUUGAUCAGGCAUCCCCAGCUGGUGAGGCAGAGGUCCCCUCAGAUGGAGAGCAAAGUACAGACACAGAUGAGGAAGGUGUUGAGACCUCCACGAUGUUGACAGAUAAAGACAGUCCCAUCCCACAGAUCUCCUUUGAAGCAGACAAGAAUGCAGGUAGUACGGAACCAGCAUAUGCAGACUCAGCUGAGGAGCUCCCCAUUGGAUCAAUGAAAGUGCCUAUCCUUAUUUUUCCCAAGUCUGGGGGAGUCCCUCCAACUGGGAUGGAGUGUCCUCCGUUUCAUGACAUAAAAGGCUCUCAUCGCAUGUUGGGGUCACAGGCAGGUGGAAGAGCACGUUCACUAGAUGAUUCCCCCAAUGCCAAACAGCGAUUGGCCCUGAGGUUGAUUGAUAAGGAAGGGCAGAACUCAGAUCCUGGCAUGUCCCAAUCCCUUAACCUCCUCAGUCCUCAUAGCAAAGGCAGCACAGACUCAGGCUAUUUUUCACCCUUUGACAGUGCUGAGCUGCAAAUAAGCACUCCAAAUACUAAUGUCAAGACAUAUGAAGAGAUAAUGUUUGGUCGGACUUGGUACAACCGACCCAACUCCAGGUCGAGGCAGCCAAUCACAGUAAAUUUAGUAGGGGUAGACCCCAAUAGCUUGACAAACGUAAAGCAGCCAGGGACUAUUGUAGACAUGGGGAAGAUAGUGGAGGAUCCUGUUUCCUUCACGAGAAACCUUGCAAUCUGCAGAGAAGCCAAGCAGUAUCCAACUGGCCCCUGUCAAAGCAGUACAGGACUUUUGGAGCCACCAUCAGAUGCUGGGACUCUCAUUAGGAGUAACUCUAUGCCAACUCCAUCUCCUGCCAACCUCAGUGCUCCUCAGGGAAUUCGAGGCAGCGUCUCCUUUGAUAACAUGGUGGCGCCAGAUGACGUCUUCUACCCACCAGGUCAUCCCAGACUCAAACGUCAGGGUGCAUUUGAACAAUCAGGUAAUGAAGCCCACAUAGGAGAGACUGAGGGAUAUGGGCACAUGGCCAAAAACUUUGUCUCAUCUCUUGGUAUGAAGAUGAGUGAGCGCAGCCCAGGAGUCCCAGAGAACAUACCUUAUAGCCCAUAUGGUACUAAUGUCAGCAUGUCAGAAAUAGCCACGAGAAAAAGACGGAAAGAGAAGAGUGUUGGCGAUGAUGAGGACAGUCCUGGGCACUGUGAUAGUAGCUGUAGUGGCUCAGUUGAGAUUAUGGGGGACUAUGAGUUUAAACAAGGUAGUGUUGAUGUGGCAAGAGUCACACCAACAGGAAAAGGCUCUCUUCAUAGUGUUCAUAGCCAAUCAGACAGCUUUGAUACAUGUGCCAGCAUGUGCUCUGAGGACAUCACGCUAGUUCCUGACUUGGAAUGCAGGAAGGCAACCCGGGGUUCAGUUAUCCAGCAUACUGGCAUAGUUUCCCGUCCAAAUUCUUUUGAGAAGUCCGAGUCAUUUGAGCAAACAGGAUACCAGCCCAUAGAUAAAGCCCCAUCUAGUCAGUACUCAGAGCAGUCUGACACUGACAUCUUUGAAGAUGCUUUGAGUCCUGAAUCUGCUCUCCUGAAGACUGACAGCAUGGAGCAGCAAAGUUCCUGUGAGCUUGCCCCGCUUUCAUCUUCUGCAGCCUCACCCGGCCAACCAUUUCCCAACUCACACAGAUUGGUGCGACAACCUAACAUCCAAGUCCCUGAGAUCAGGGUAACAGAGGAGCCAGACAAGCCGGAGAAGGAUAACGAAGCUCCAGCCACCAAGGAACCCGAGAGGCAGCAGCAGCACGUUGAGGAGUUCCAGCUGCCCCAGAGGAGUGACACUCUGUCUCAGAUGCCAACAGAAAAGCUGCCCCCCAAGAAGAAGAGGCUGCGUCUUGCAGAUAUGGAACACUCAUCUGGGGAGUCAAGCUUCGAGUCGACCUGCACCAGCCUUUCUCGAAGUCCCAGUCAAGAGAGUAAUCUAUCCCACUCGUCCUCUCUUUCCAUGUCCUUUGACAGAGAUGAGGGUCCCAAGUCUGUCUCACCAACCAAACAGGACGAUUCCAUGACCUCUGGUGGUGGAGGAAAGCAGUCAGAGUUUCUGACUGUGCCUGGUAGUGGCUAUUCCAGCCACCAUCAACAGAGGGAGAUGAGGAGAUCUUCAUCUGAGCAGGCACCAUGCACGCUGCCCACAGAGCUACCUGAAAUGCGAAGCAAAUCUUUUGAUUAUGGAAACUUACCUUCCUCAAGACAGGGUGAGCUGUACACCAGUGCAUCUGCAAUGAAGGAACGUCGGCGUGGAUAUCUGGUUCGACAGGCUUCGCUUAGUGUUUAUCCAGAGACCGUCCUCCAGGAAGCAGGUGGACCUGAAAUUUCAAUCAAACAGGAGAAUCUGGAGCAUGGGAUAUGGUCUAGCCCAACAGGCUCUCCACACAGCAGCAUUGAUAUGCCCAGCAGAACCAAGCGAGCUGGCAGCAGCACUGGAGGAUCCCACCAACAGUACCACCAGCACAGCCUCCAGCAGAGUAUCAGUGAGGACAGCCUACAAGAUGAACCAAUCUAUGGACGGUCUCAGCAGCAUCGCCUCCAGGCCCAGAGCUCCUCAUCUGAAGGAGAACAAACAGCGCUUGAGGCACUAAGCAAGGAUUUACCCCACCAGUAUCAGAGUGCUGCCCCCUUCAUUUCCAUCUCACAACCAGGUCUGUUCUGGUGUCAGGAGUCCGAACAGCGGCAGCAGCAGACCCUCCAGGCUCAACAGCAACUCUUGAAACUUCACAUCAGAUCCCAAGGCAGCCUGCCUGGACAUCCAGCGCACAAGCAGCAAAUCCACGAUUCACAGACGUCUGAUGGAAAACCAGAAGGCUCACAGGUUUACUCUUCUUCUAUCUCAGCUCGAAACUCCCCUUUGUUGCAACAGCAGCAGAACUUAGGGUUGCUCUCCUCCAAGCUCUCCCUGCCCAGUUCUACCCCCUCCCUGCUUCUGCAACAGGUCCAGCCGGUGUUUGCCACUCAGAACCUUGGAUCCCAGGCUUCCCUGCCUGGCUUAGUGGUUCCUGUGAGGAUCCAGACCAAUGUGCCAUCAUUCGGUACUGCUAUGUACACUAGUGUUAGCCAGCUGAUGGUUUCCUAUGGUUCUGGAGUGCAGGCGCUGGACUCAGAUGGUGGUGGUACCACUAAUAUGUCCCCUCCACUUGUGAACAUUGGAAAACCAGUGGGAGGAGUGGGAGGAGGGAUAAGUGGAGCUGGAUUUAACUUGUCCCUCCUCCUGGGGCAGGUUGAUGUUGCAGGGCUGCGGUACCCACUGCCGGAGCAACAGGUGAUCACGGGGAUCCCACUGUCACUGACAUCAGGGACUGUGUCCACUACAGACGCCUCAGCAUCCAACAUGGUGGCCAGCAAACGCAUGCUUUCCCCGACCAGCUCACUGGAGCGCUUCAUUGAGACGAAGCAGCAGAAACGGGUGAAGGAAGAAAGAAUGUAUGGGCAGAUAGUCAAAGAGAUGAGUGCUGUGGAGCUGAGUGGAGCUGAACACACUUCCAAGUCUAAGAAGCAGGGAAGAAGUCUGAAGAGUGAAGACUCUGUCGAUGAUUUUGAAAGGAUGUCUUCCUCUCCUCCUCUUAGUGACUUGCCUGUUGCUGCCAAGAUCGCCAUUCCCGUCCGAUCUCCAGCCCUACACCUCUCAGACGUUCCCCAUGUUGAAAGCUUUACCCCACCUCUUCAAAUCAUCACAGAUCGGCCCUCGUUUUCAGGUGGCCGAGACUCCCCGGAGGAGCUCGAUGUGGACGAAGUGCCACCACAGUCCAACUCCAGCCCAGAGCCCAUGCUCUCCUCUAAUGAGGGUGAAGAUACUGAGAAGCAACCGACAAUGGUGAAGCUUUUGGGAGAAACGGGAGCUCAGCAGCUUUUUCAGUUCCCGAGUCUGCGCACCAUGAGCCGGGUCAGCUGGUGUUUCAGAAACUACACCAAACCCAACAGCACCCCAGCAGCUGCACAUAGCUCCGUCUACAGCUCAUGGUGCAUCAGCUCGUACAAUCCGAACCCCCUGCAGCUCAGCACAAAGGCUGCGCUGGCUUUGCUCAGGUCCAAACAGAGGACAAACACUGAUCUGAUGUACACUAUAGCUGCCAUGUCCCCGCCCAGCUCUGGAAAGCUGGUGUCAUCCGUGGCCUGGAAGCUGAGGUUUGAUCAGCUGAAGCCAGAGCUGAUGCCAAUUGAUGUGAGUCAUUUUGGGAGGAAGAUGAAGGGCGUUGUGUCGUGGGACCGUUCAAAGGAAGAGCAGAUAGAGAAGGAGGUCUCCGUCAAACAGCCUGCCGCCGAACCGGCCCGCAUCAAGAUCUUCGAAGGCGGGUAUAAAUCCAACGAGGAAUAUGUUUACGUUCGAGGUCGUGGCCGAGGAAAGUACAUCUGUGAGGAAUGCGGCAUCCGCUGCAAGAAGCCCAGCAUGCUGAAGAAACACAUCCGAACGCACACCGAUGUCCGGCCGUACGUCUGCAAGUUCUGCAACUUUGCAUUCAAGACUAAAGGAAAUCUGACGAAGCACAUGAAGUCCAAGGCUCAUAUGAAAAAGUGUUUGGAGUUGGGAGUCUCCAUGUCGUCGGUCGAAGACACAGAGGCAGACGAAGCAGAAGUUGGAGAAGAAGGCCAGAGAUCCUCAGAGAAGAUGUCCAGAGGCUCUGUGGCAGAACACCAGUUUUCAGACGCCGAUGAGUCAGAGGGCGGCGAGGAGGACGGUGACGAGGUGGAUGACGAGGAUGAAGAUGAGGACGACUACGAUGGCGACUCCACCCCGAAGACUCGUUCGCGCUCCACCAGCCCGCAGCCUUAUGCCCUGCCCUCAAUGUCUAUUACAGCUGUGGCGGACACCCACGGUGCUUCUCACCUUUCCCACCAGGGGGCGCCCGACCUCCUGGGGCAGUACAGCAGGCCUCCUCUGUUUGGAUACUUCACUACUGUGCCGAGCAUCCAGAUCACACCGCAGGCUCUGCCCACAGAGUGCAAUCGGGCAGAGCAUCAUCGAGGUCCAGAACGGAACAAACUCCUGGCUCCACCCUCUUCCUCCUUCAUGGACGAGGACCUCCCCAUCCCCUCUCCAGAUCUCUCCUCCCGCCUCUCUUCCCCAGGGUUGGAAGCGUCCAGCUGCCCAUCCCCCAGCUCCGCGUCUUCUUCCCCCUCAGCAUGCCAUUACCUCUCCGCUCACCGUGACCUCUCCCCCCGUGCUGAACAUCUCUCACCCCGACGGGACAUCUCCCCCCUGCGUCACAUCUCCCCCAAAAGGGACUUGGGAGUUGGGGGAUACCGCCGAGACCUCUCCCCGAGGCGGGGGCACCUCUCUGUGCUCUCUCCACUCUCACGGCCAACUUCCCCAGGAGGCAGGGACUUGAAGCGAGAUCUUUCACCACGAGGACGCCACAAAGGGAUGAUCCGGCCUCUGUCUCCUCGCCGAGGCCUCUACCACCAAAGCGGCGCCCGGGGAGCGAGGACCAAUCAUCAGAUGGGGGUGUUGGCUCAGGGAGAUUUCCCUCUGGGGCGACGCAGCGCCAGUGCAGAGAUGGAAACGGAUCUUCGUCCUGGUUCUUCAUCACCAUCUGAACGGGACCAAGGAUCCACUCGGUGUUACCAGUCCGGCCCACCUCACCAGGUUCUGUUCAGUCAUCUUCCAACCCAUUCACAAGUCGGGGUGCGUUCGCCUUUCCCGAUGAUCCCCAUUGGAGGAAUUCAGAUGGUACACUCAAUCCCCACAAGCUCCACCAGCCCACUGGCCCAGCAGGGGGCGCCCACAGCAGCCUCCCAGCUGUUCCUGCAGCAGAGCACAUCGGAGGACUCGGUUAGCAGCGAGGUCGCCUCCGUCACAGAGGGGGGAAGACAAGGAGGAGAGAAGGUACUGGGAGGGGGAGUCAGACAGGAGCAGGAGGAGAGCAUCCACACCUGCACCAAAGCCAUCGCCUCGCUCUGCCUCGAUCCUGAGUGUGUGGAGCGAGGAAUGGGAGGAGGCAGAUCACCUUCAUCCUCUUCAGCAUUGUCUCCCGACUCCCAACAACAGCAGCGCUGUACAUCUGCACCACCGACCUCUCGUCCCUCCCCGUCUCCUCCUAUCGCUCCCGGUAUUCAGCACUUUAGCGGCCUUGAGCUCAGACCUCCCCCCCCAGUGAUUCCUGCGUCCCCUCACUCCUCCUCCUCUUCACCCUCUCCUCACCCUCCUAGCCCGGGAUCCGACUCCCUGCAGCCUCCAGGAGUAUUUAAAUCAGUGAUGGUGGAAAAAGAGCAGGAGACAAAAACCACAGGCAGGAAAAAGGACGCAUCGUAAAACGAUGGGGAGGAGUUUUAGUUUUCUAAAAACAGGAAGGGACAACGUGCAACACAGAGGGAAGAAAUAAUGACUUUUGCACACUUUACUUGAGCUGAAAUCUUCUCUCUUUGACUCAGAGUUUGACCUGCAGCACGCCGCCACAGACCUUUAUUAUUUAAAGACUUUACGGAGCAUACACCCGACCAAAACCUGCCCGUAAAACGGCUGAUUCAGCACGAAUAAAAGGACUUCUACGUGUGUGCCUUUUCUUUCAUCGUUCUGGUUUUUUGUUCUGAAUGCAAAAAGGUAAAUGUAAAUACAACAAUAUCACCUUCUUUUCUUUUGUUGCAUAUCAGCUUUGUAAUAAACGCAGGCUCCUCCAUUCCCCCUUCCUUUAUCUCCUGUUUGGAAUUUUUAGGACACCUUAAACAUGGAUGUGAAGUUAUGGAUAUUACCAUUACGUACGGUUGCACUAAAACAUAUUUUUAUAUGAGUGACAUAAAAAAAGCUUUUUUGUGUACAGCAGCGAUUCUAUAAUACUAUUUAUUGUUACCUUGUUUCAUAAAUUGUACAUUUUUUUCUUAAAUGUUGUGGAUGCCUUUUUCUAUGUACAGCAUGGGGUUUUGCUUACAAUAGGAUGAGGAUGUGUACACUGUAAUACGGCUUUAUUUGUAUUUAUAUACGUCAGAGUGAGCCCCGCCCCCUCUCCUUGGAGGUAUAUGCUUAUUGAAGAUGUACUCAAAUAUUUACCCUGCAUAUGAAUACAUACAGUAUAUGGAACCCACACGUCUAUAUAUGCACUUAGCAUUUACAUUUUUGCAUUAUUGUAGUUAGCUUGUACAUUUUUGCUGCUUUUUGCCUGCCGCUGCUUGAGAUUCUUUCCGUUGUUUUUAACCAAACUUUAAAGUAGAGCUGCACGAUGUUAAAAACACAUGCAGUUGUGAUGUUAGUUUUGAAAACUGCAAUAACUAUAUUUGUUGCAGUUAUGUCACAUUUUUCUCUGUUUUCUCCCUUCAUCACGAUGUUGCAACGAUUGUGAGUUUUAGCUAAAAUCCAGCUGAAAGUUUGGGCAUCAACAUAAGUAAAUCUUCAUUCAAUCAACCAAAUUUAAUCUAAACAUCCAGAGUUUGAAAUAUAACAGUCAGAGUCGGUUCUAUGUUAUAUGAGGCCCUAACCAGGAUUUAUUUUGGGGCCUCUUUAAUAUGGACCCCUUAUUAACACAACUGGGCUUAACUAAUGACCAACAAUCAAUUAAAUGACUAUGUGUAUAUGACAAUACAUUAUUAUUAUUAUUAUUAUUAUUAUUGAUUUCCACACUUGUGAUCAAGUUAGCAAUAAGGACUUUCAAAAUAGACUUUAUGGAGACUCUUUCUAAUACAAGCUUCAAUAUUUAUAGGUGAGAUUAUUGCAGAUGGUUCCACAUAAUUGACAGAUCUAAACCAGGCAUGAAAAACUGAUCAUGCUAGCAUUUCAAAAUAAAGUUUUUUGGUACCCUACAAAAUAAAGGUCUAAAAAUUAAAGUUAGUCCAAAAAUCACGUUCCACGUGGCAAAUGCAAAUAAAUCUUUCCUGAAAAAGGGAUUGCCUAUUCUUCCCAUAACAGAAGCGUACAAAAUAAAAGCCUCAAUAUUCAUAGGGUUGAGAUUUGUGGAUAAAUAGGUCUUACAUUAUUAAGUUAACUAAUCAGUGAUAAAACUGGAUUGUUAGCCCUUCAAGAUAAAGCUAUUACGUUCUCUUCAAAAUAAAACACUGAAGUUUUCAUUGGAAACAUGACUGCAAAUUGAGAUUCCACCUAAACAAGGCAUGAUAAAAGAGAUCAACUUUCAAAAUAAAAGUUAACAAAUGCAUACCAGAUAAGCACCAAUUGACAGUCAUGAAAGUGCGAUGACGAUUGUGAUUGAACAUAUUAUGCAGCUCUAGUUUGAAGGUAUUAUUUUAGCAAAGCACAAAUUUGCUCACCGCAUUGACUGAAUGAUGUUUUCUCUCAUGCACUCCUCCCUCAACAGCCGCAUGCAUUCAAACAGGAAACAAAGAAACAUUCCAGUCACAAACAGGCCGGGACUUCUGCAGCAUCAAUGCAUCUGGUGUCCUACGUCUCUUGAACCUUGACCUGCAACCUUUCUGACAAAGCACCUUAUUUUUCUCCUGAUCGUUUUUUGUUUUUUUUUCCCAAGGGACUUCAACUGACACUUUGCCUCUGACCCCUAAGAACUUCAACAAUAAUAAUUCUCUCAUGGCAUCUCUGCACUGCUCUCCUGCACAUCCCUUUUUUAAAAAGCUAAGCAAUAUUUAGCCAAAACUCUGCUUUCACCAGCAGGGAGUGUAUUUGUUGCAAGGCAACAAUGGUGUACUUAAAAAUCCUAAAAUCAGGAGAAGAAGGGAGCAGUUGUGGUGAUAAAAGAGGCACAAGUCCUUUUGAUUUUUGGACACUUUGGGGCUGAGUCGGGCAGGCUGCAAUGUGAGUGUCUGUAUUCUGUAUCAGUGUGUAUUCAACCAGUAUAUCCACUUCUUACAACUUCUUUUCUAUUCUGAUUAUUUCCCUUAUGUAUCAUAACAACAAUGAUGUCUCUCUUUCUCUUAUCAAAGCACAAGUCAUUGCAUAUAAAUGACAACUAUACAGAAAAAAGGAUAUAAAAAAGGUAAACGUGCAUAUAAAGGGGUAUCUUUUGUGAAGGUGUUCUGUGGAAUUAAUACGAUUAUCAUGUAUGAUCCAAGUUGCAACAAAGAGUCACAGUAGAAGUGGAAGAAAUGCAUUCUUGUUUCCAAAUAAAUAUAAACAGAAACA
This is a messenger RNA of Girardinichthys multiradiatus, 10675 nucleotides long. It is a transcript of the gene hivep2a, whose product is annotated as HIVEP zinc finger 2a. The record is from RefSeq and is a predicted model, not a curated record. Gene Ontology annotation, biological process: regulation of transcription by RNA polymerase II. The transcript is spliced from 17 exons. Bases 809 to 7909 code for a protein of 2366 amino acids. NCBI's taxonomy places the organism in Eukaryota, Metazoa, Chordata, Actinopteri, Cyprinodontiformes, Goodeidae. Gene Ontology annotation, molecular function: DNA-binding transcription factor activity, RNA polymerase II-specific; RNA polymerase II cis-regulatory region sequence-specific DNA binding. Gene Ontology annotation, cellular component: nucleus.